This is a messenger RNA of Phialemonium atrogriseum, 450 nucleotides long. RefSeq lists its product as uncharacterized. The record is from RefSeq and is a predicted model, not a curated record. The transcript has 2 exons. The coding region runs from base 71 to 352 and encodes 93 amino acids. Lineage: Eukaryota; Fungi; Ascomycota; Sordariomycetes; Cephalothecales; Cephalothecaceae.
CUCAGCACCAUCCAACCCACAACACACUAGCCAUUACCUCAUAACCACCUCACCAACACCCUAUCUCAAUAUGAAGUCCUUCGCCAUUACCAGUGUUCUCCUCUUUCUGGCCGGAGGUGCCAUGGCCAGGAACUGCACCCCGGGUUUGAAUUACUGCGGAAGCACCCUCAACAACAUCGGCAAUUACCAGGGCCAGAUCGACCAGGCUCUCCAUGAUGCAGGUCGGGCGAAUGGUGGCUCGGAUGACCUCUUCCACUGCGUUGGCGGCGAUAGCGGCGUCAUCGACUGGAUCGGGUAUUGCCCGAAUGGCUGCAGGGACAACGGCAAGGACGUGAGCGACUCCUGCAACUAGGCUUGAUCCUGGUACCUUGGGUACUCAACAGUCGACUUGACUGAUGGGGAAAGCAUUUGGAACGACGCGUCGAUUGGAAGGCUUACAUUCGUUUGGAG